AAACUGAAGUGCAGUUGAGCUGUUGUGUGUUUGUGUCUCUGUAUUCAUACAGUAAAAUGGCAGAAGCCAGAAUUUCUCAGGCUGAGUUCACGUGUCCAGCAUGUCAGGAUCUCCUGCAGGAUCCAGUGGCCAUUCCCUGUGGACACAGUUUCUGUAAGAGCUGUAUUACAGACUGCUGGGAUCAGGAGGAUCAGAAGAGAGUCUACAGCUGCCCUCAGUGCAGACAGACCUUCAGUCCAAGACCUGCUUUAGCUAAAAUCACCGUGCUGGCUGAAGUGGUGGAGAAACUGAAGAAGACCAAACUCUCUGCUGACUGUUAUGCUGGAGCUGGAGAUGUGCAGUGUGACGUCUGUACUGGAAGAAAAUACAAAGCUGUCAAGUCCUGUCUGGUGUGUCAAGAGUCUUACUGUCAAACUCAUUUUGAUCAUCAUGAGGAAUUUCAUUCACGUAAAUCACACAAAGUGACUGAAGUCACUGGACGACUGCAGGAGAUGAUCUGCCAGAAACAUGACAAGCUCCUUGAGGUUUUCUGUCUCACUGACCACAAAUAUAUAUGCGUGCUGUGUGCAAUAGAUGAACAUAAAAACCACCACACUGUAUCAGCUGCAGCACAGAGGACUGAGAAACAGCACCAGCUGAAGGAGACGCAGAAGACGUUCCAGCAGAGAAUCCAGCAGAGAGAGAAAGAUCUUCAGCAGCUGAGAGAGGCUGUGGAGUCUCAUAAGCGCUCUGCACAGACAGCAGUGGAGGACAGUGAGAGGAUCUUUACUGAGCUCAUCCGCUCCAUUGAGAGAAGCCGCUCUGAGCUGAUACGGCUGAUCAGAGAUCAGGAGAAGACUGCAGUGAGUCGAGCUGAAGGACGACUGGAGCGACUGGAGCAGGAGAUCAAUGAUCUGAGGAGGAGAGACGCUGAGCUGGAGCAGCUUUCACACACACAGGAUCACAUCCAGUUCCUGCAGAGUUUCCAGUCUCUCUCAGCACCUCCUGAAUCUACAGACGUAAAUGACGAUCCCUUCAGUUCUCUCGUCCCUUCUGAUGCUCUGAGAGAAUCUGUCCAUCAGCUGAGAGACAAACUGGAGGAUUUCUGCCGAGAGGAGCUCAAGAAGAUCUCAGACAGAGUUGCUUCUACUACAGGUCCCUCUGUGUGCUACAACCAGUCUCCAGCAUAUCCUCAGAUUUCAUCCAAAACUACUGAUCUCAUAACUCCUUCUACAGCAAAGCUGAAAGCUGUAGAGGAACUCAAAGGCUCUGCUCCAGUGGCUCCUCCAGCCAAAUUGUUUUCUAUUGGACUGUCUGGAGAUUCUGCUAAGAACACCGCCAGCACUGAUGUCAGCUUGAAGGGCUUCACAUCUGGAUCUCAAAAACCAGGUUCUUUUGGGUUUGGAUUGAAGGAUGCUGUGGUGUCAUCUGCUGGCUCUGGAGCUCAGGCUGAGAAGAAAACAAUUCAGGCUGAUGCACCACAACAUAAGAAAGUGUCAGCAGCUCCAGCGGUCCCAUGUGACACGGCCCCCUGCAGCACUGAAAAAAGUCAUGCAACGCUGCAAGGAGGGUUAUUUUUGGCUAAAAAAGAUGGACAGUUGGAUGGCGACACUUGCCUAGGAGGAAAUAAGGCUACAUCUAGCCACAGCACUUUGUGUCAGACGGCAAAACCAAGUAUGAAAAACAAGACCUCUGCUGCUCCGUCAAGUUCCUCUUUUACCUCCGGUUUUAGUAGUUCUGCCAGCCAACCUGCUGCGACAGCAUUUAAAGCCAAUCCAGGCAAUGCUUUUCAGUUCAGUACAAGAACUGAUAAAGCAUCCUCAGAAGGCUUCAAGAUUGAGUCCUCUACAACUGAGGCUGAAAAGUCAUCAAGCAGUUCAAAUGUUUCAUUUUCCAUGCCAGUGUCCGUUGGUGUAUUCAGCGCUGCUACUGCAAAAUCUGAGGCAAAAACAUCAGACAAACAGUCACAAAAUGGAUCUACAUCAGACCUCCUCAAAAAUGUUGCUGAAGUUCACAAAGAGGAAGAAAAAGAGGCAGCCCCAAGUUCCUCAGAUCAGUCUGUAGAUGCUUGCGGUCACGAUACUGAUGAAGGUUCUGAAAGCGCAGUGAGGAAUCUGAAGGGAAAGCCGGAUGUGGAUGGAGCUGAUGGAGCAUCUGAUCAUGCAGGUGUUUCUUUGGGAUUUGCAUCUGCAAGUUUGUUUUCAUUUGCAGACAUAGUCAAGAGUACAGAGGAAUUUGCAUUUGCCAAUAAAGAUGCUAAUUUUACAUGGUCAAACGCCGGAGCCAAAGUUUUUGGAUGUGCAGCGACACAAAGUGAAGAAAAAGAGGAGGGCAUUGAUGGUGAUAAUGACGAGAUCCACUUUGAGCCGAUCGUGUCUCUGCCUGAGGUGGAGGUGAGGUCCGGUGAGGAGGACGAAGAGAUCCUGUUCAAAGAAAGAGCCAAACUGUACCGUUGGGAUCGUGAGCUCAGUCAGUGGAAGGAGCGUGGCGUGGGAGACAUCAAGAUCCUCUACCACCCCGUGAAAAAGCACUACCGUGUGGUGAUGAGACGCGAGCAGGUGCUAAAUGUCUGCGCCAACCACACCAUCAGCAAGAGCAUCGAGCUCAAGCCCAUGAACAUCUCGGCUAACGCGCUGGUGUGGACUGCCACCGACUACUCCGAGGGAGACGGGAAAGUCGAGCAGUUGGCGGCCAAGUUCAAGACUCCAGAGCUGGCCGAGUCCUUCAGACGAGCGUUCACUGACUGCCAGAGCCGCAUGUCACAGACUGACGCUGCUCAGACAUCUGCCGCCGAGGCACUUUCAAAAGAGUCCAACCCUGUGGUGUUCUUCAACAUCACCAUAGAUGGUGAGGAUGCUGGGAGAAUCAUCAUGGAGCUCUUCGCUCACAUUGUCCCCAAAACGGCGGAGAACUUCCGGGCUCUGUGUACGAGAGAGAAGGGCUUCGGUUACCUCCAGUCUGUCUUCCACAGGAUCAUCCCGGGCUUCAUGUGUCAGGGUGGUGAUAUCACCAACCAGGAUGGGACGGGGGGAAAAUCCAUCUAUGAAAAGAUGUUUGAAGACGAGUGCUUCGAGGUGAGGCACACAGGGCCGGGGCUGCUGUCCAUGGCCAACCGUGGCAGAGAUACCAACAACUCACAGUUCUUCAUCACCCUCAAGAAAGCAGAGCAGUUGGACUUCAAGCAUGUGGCCUUCGGCUUCAUCAAAGAGGGCAUGGAUGUGGUGAGGAGAAUCGGAGAGCUGGGCGCUAAAGAUGGGAAACCCACGAAAACUAUCACCAUCUCAGACUGUGGACAGAUUAAGUGAACUAUUCUAUGCAAACAACUGUUCAACAUGUUUGAGAUUGUGUUCCCUGAACUCUUGCUUAAAUCAGGACUUGUAUAUGCAGUGGUUUUAUAUUUGUCCUGUAAGUGUGUUAAUAAAUUGCACAGCACUAGUUGACAAUGAAACUUAUGCUUUGCAAAAAAAAAAAAGAAGAACAAACCGGUAACGCUUUAGAUUAGAGCCCACAAUUUACAGCACAACUUUUUUUUGUAACUGUACUGCACCUAUACAGUACACUAUAAAAUGUGAAUAAAAUAAUAAUAGAAUAAAAUGUGAAGUUUGGGGAAU
This is a messenger RNA of Sinocyclocheilus rhinocerous, 3590 nucleotides long. Its product is annotated as E3 SUMO-protein ligase RanBP2-like. Gene Ontology annotation, cellular component: cytoplasm; nuclear pore. Gene Ontology annotation, biological process: protein folding; protein peptidyl-prolyl isomerization; intracellular transport. The coding region runs from base 57 to 3284 and encodes 1075 amino acids. The transcript is spliced from 11 exons. NCBI's taxonomy places the organism in Eukaryota, Metazoa, Chordata, Actinopteri, Cypriniformes, Cyprinidae. The record is from RefSeq and is a predicted model, not a curated record. Gene Ontology annotation, molecular function: peptidyl-prolyl cis-trans isomerase activity; GTPase activator activity; zinc ion binding.